AACAGCUACACACGGCCACUAAUACGCUGCAUGGUUAUAAUCCAACCGCCCACUUCUUACCUCCCGUCGAUUGCGAAGACCGCAACUUAUACCUCGACGCAGUUGCUUGAUGCCCUGGUGUACCUCAGACUCCUGUACAACCCCGAGGUGCGAGGUUCUCGAAGGAUACGCUCCAACCCUACGUGCAAUCAAGACGUGUCGGCUAUCGAUGCCAAGUGGCGUUUCGGCGACGACGAUAAUCAUAUCCAGUUAAUCCGAUCAGAUACCUUCGAACGCUCGUAUGCGAUACGAUGGCUCACUGCAUUAGUAGCUCGAAUGGAGGAUUUACAGGCAUCGAUCGACGACACCCAAUUAGAGUCGACGUCUGCUUUUCAUGGACCCAUACAUCCUGAAAUUUUAAUUCAACAAGCUGCUUCUCUCCUGGCUAUAUGUGCUGGCGUUGCUGCAGCUGGGACUGUAGAACGCAUUUUUUCUUUUGGUUCGGACGAAAUAGGGAGGAUAGACGUACGUGUGAUGGAUAUCCCCAUAGAGAAUCAGGAUUAUGGGAGUGUUGGAGCCCAGACAUGGGGUGGAGCGUGUGUAUUGGCGGAGAUGAUCGUCGAGCACUCAGAACAAUUUGGUCUCGGUUUUCGCAUUGGAAUAGAUUGUACUGGCGGCGAACGUCCUUUCCGCGUACUCGAACUGGGUGCUGGAACUGGGCUGGUUGGGUUGACCGCCACCAAAGUCCUUGUUGCGUCCUCGGCUGGGAAGAAUCGCAGGGCGACCAUCGUAGCAACGGACUUUUACCCGUCGGUCUUGCAGAAUCUCAAGGCGAACAUCGAUAAAAACUUCCCUGGAAACCUGAGUGAUGGUGCUAUAACCAUCGCCAGUCACUUCCUCGACUGGUCAAAGUUCCCGGCCAUGUCUUCGGUCCCCGACCUUCUCUCCGAGCCAUUUGACGUUAUCCUCGGCGCAGAUAUCGUGUACGAGACAGAACACGCUACCUGGAUCAAAAAGUGUCUGGAGCGGCUUUUGCGUCGCCCGAGCUCAUCAGCAGGCUGUCCCUCUGAACCCGACUCCCUCCCUAUCUUCCACUUAGUGAUACCCCUCAGACCAACGCACUCGUUAGAGUCUAGUAGUAUCGAGACUGCUUUUCGGUGGACGGACGAUAUACCGCAAGAGGGACACCCGGAACUUGUGAUACUCUCAAGGGACACUAUACUUUGCGAAGCAUACAGGGGCGGUGACGCGAAGAAGAGCUCUGAUGUAGUAGAAUAUCAGUAUUACAGGAUUGGAUGGUCUUGGUAGGAUGGACCGAUAGAACAGCAAGUUACGUUCAAUAAAUUUAGUAUGUCGGUUGAACCCUAGGCCUUAUCCCCAGAUACUCGAAAUGCCCGAUCCACCUUCGAGAGCUUCAAAGGCAGCCAUUCACAGGGG
Molecule: messenger RNA, 1416 nt
Organism: Pisolithus orientalis
Lineage: Eukaryota; Fungi; Basidiomycota; Agaricomycetes; Boletales; Pisolithaceae
Product: putative methyltransferase-domain-containing protein
Exons: 1
Coding region: 31-1287 (418 amino acids)
Source: RefSeq, a predicted model, not a curated record